AUGGCUUACAACUACCAACAAAGUCCUUAUCCUCAAUCCCAAUAUCCUCCUUCUUAUCCUCCUCCUCAAGGAGGUUAUCCUCCUCAGUCGCCUGCUACUGCUCAGGCACCACCACCUGGUGGUUAUCCACCAAUGCAACGACCAAGCAUGCGCCCACCACCUCCCGGAGCUGAUCCCCAGCUAUGGUAUUGGUUCCAAAUCGUUGAUACGGAUAACUCUGGCUACCUUACCGUUGACGAGCUGCAGCGUGCACUUAUUAAUGGUGACUGGACACCCUUCAACAUUGAGACUGUCCGCAUGAUGGUGGUCAUGUUUGAUACUGAUAACACGGGAACCAUUGAUUUUAACGAAUUCACGGGGCUUUGGAGAUACAUCGAAGAUUGGCAACGUUGCUUCCGCACAUUCGACACAGAUGGAUCUGGUAACAUUGAUGCUCGCGAGCUGAGACAUGCAUUACAAACAUUCGGAUACAACCUUUCGGAACCAUUCGUUAAUAUCCUAAUUCAAAAGUUUGAUCGAUAUGAUCACAACAACAUAGGACGUGGAAACAUUACUUUUGACAACUUUGUCCAAGUAUGUGCUACUAUCCGAUCACUGACAAUGGCAUUCCAACGCUUUGAUACGGAUGGUGAUGGAGUUAUUCAAAUCGCAUAUGAGCAGUUCCUUGGUUUGGUCAUCCAACAACGUAUCUAG
Messenger RNA from Lichtheimia ornata, 693 nucleotides. RefSeq lists its product as uncharacterized. Lineage: Eukaryota; Fungi; Mucoromycota; Mucoromycetes; Mucorales; Lichtheimiaceae. The record is from RefSeq and is a predicted model, not a curated record. Gene Ontology annotation, molecular function: calcium ion binding. The transcript is spliced from 4 exons. The coding region runs from base 1 to 693 and encodes 230 amino acids.